AUAAAUGUUUUGAGGUUGUGAUAGGUACCCCAGAAAAUAGUUAUUUGUUUUACAAAGGCGCAAAGUUGUUGUUUAACCGCUCAUGGUAAUAUUGAUACCCGAGCAAACCAAAGAUUCCGAAAAGUGAGUGGUAUCUUGAGCGUUGCAAGGGUUUCAAAGCACGAGGGUUAAACAAAUUUUGCCCCCGAGUGACACUAAAUAUUUCACCACACCAACCCGAAGAAAAUAUUAACUAUAAGAUAUGAAACAAAAUCAAAUCCAAAUGAACGUCAUUAAAUAUUUAUCAUUCAAAAUCAUCAUAUAAAAUUAAAUUCCACCAGUUAACAUUAAGAAACAACUCAAAAUUUGCAUCUGAUUACUUUGCCCCACGUGGAUAAAAUGCAACUAUGUCAUCAGUUUUUGAACAAUCAAGGGAGCCUUUAACAGCUGUUGCGGUGAAAAUAUACAAGUGCGACAAAAACUGGCUAAUAUUUAAGACUUGGAGACUUGGAGAGGCUUUUAAAUGGGAAGCCGCUGUCAGAACUUGAAUUUGACAGCGUAUUGAAUUAUACAAUCUCUGAUUCUAAGAAUAUUUCAACCCUAUUGCAAAUAUAAAACAGUGCACAACAGUUCAAAAAGUGACAUAUUUACUAUAAACAUUGGCUAAUUGUCCGAGUGGGUUCAUGUACAAACCUUGGGUUAAUAAAGACAAUACAAUCCAAUCAUUGAACUUUAGCUACGUGCGAAGUGCAUGGCAGGGGUACAGUAAAGCGAUUGCAGUGCAUGUCGUGGUAAAAGUUGGCACUAAUUUCAAGCAUCAAGCAGAUUUCGUACAAGUUACACGUAGGCUCAUAAUGUAAUUUUUAAUUAACGAUAAGUCGUGAGAUAUUCAUUUAAAUUGUAUGGUGUUACGGACCAAUGUAAUGCUGUAUAGGCCCUUAGCGAUCUUACUGGUAUUUCAAAUAUAUUCUCAGUACUGUUAUAAUAAUAAGAAGUCCGACCUAUAUCUCUUAUAUCUCUUGUAACGCAGAAUCAAGUCUCGAAAUUAGUUCAGUUUCCAUUAAAGCUUGCAUGCUAAAACCAAUUUGAAUUAACGAAGAGUUUCUCGCCACAAUUAUAAUAAUAUGCAUGGUAGGGAACUCUGAAAACUUCCAAACAAACAAUGUCAAAAAGCAGAUUCCGUAUUGUAUUAGAUUAUUUUAUGUAUUUAAAACAAGUUAAUUAUAUAGGUUGAAAACCCCUUUUGCAUGUAGUAAUAAAGUUUUCGGCUAGACGUCCCAUAUAUUUGAAAUUUGUUAUAAGACGUAAGGUUUGCACUUGCAGGCUCAUUAUUUACUUUAAUUAAGAAGUUUCGUUUUUAUUAAAUAAUUUAUUUACCUAUUCAGCUUCGUAUUUAAAAGGAUUCAAAUAUAUCAAGUUCAUUGUGUUUUGAAAACACCUGUUUCAAUGAACAGGUUUCGGAGAACCACACGGUCGCGGUUGGCGGUGGUGUUUUUGCGGAGUGGACGCAUGCGCGGUUCGGCCGCGCUCGGCGGGAUGCUGCAAGUCUAUACGAACAUCUGCGUCGCACGUCUCGGCGCCGCAAAUACCUAACGCGCCCUUAAGCGAUAUAAACACGCGGCAACUGUAACUCCACUUUUUUAAUAACUUGUCUAACUAUAUAGGAACUUUUAAGACAUGUUUGUGGCUGUGCUGGUUGGCGGUUUUUUGUUCUUAAGCCCGCAAGUUGACGCAAAAGGACCGGUCUACUUGACAACUAAAAAUGGAACAUUUCCAAUAUCGCUGACCGCGAAGUCCCGCGAGGCGGCGUCACAACACUCUCCCAAGAUUUUGUCCAGCGUUGAUAAAAAAGCUCCACAAGCCCCCGGUUAUAGCGACCGUGACUACUGGGACACCAGUGACAAAAUAAUUUCCAAUUAUUUGAACACAACGUUUGGUGAAAUGGACACGCGCUAUAUGUGGAAAAACAAAAGGAGCAUCAACGACGCGGUUUCCAGAAAUAUUACUCUGGUGCUCGAGAACCUUUUGAAGAAUUAUGAGAACUCGCAGCUCCCUACUCAUGGAAAAGGUUACCCUACAGUUGUGCAAACCAAUAUAUUGAUAAGGAGUAUGGGCCCGAUAUCAGAGCUUGAUAUGGAUUAUUCAAUGGACUGCUACUUCAGGCAAUACUGGCGCGACACCCGACUCUCCUUCCUGGGGCCCAUUCGCUCACUGUCCCUAUCCAUCAAGAUGCUCGAGCGGAUCUGGCGCCCCGACACUUACUUCUACAAUGGCAAACAUUCAUAUGUGCACACUAUAACUGUGCCCAACAAGCUGUUAAGGAUCAGUCAGCAUGGCGAUAUAUUGUACUCGAUGAGGUUGACAAUUAAAGCUAAAUGCCCCAUGGAGCUUCGGAAUUUUCCAAUGGAUCGCCAGUCCUGUCCACUUAUACUUGGUAGUUAUGCUUACUCCAACCAGCAACUGGUGUACCAGUGGCAGAACUCGCAAAGCGUCAACUUUGUCCCAGGAAUGACGCUGUCCCAGUUCGACCUAAUCAGCUUCCCUUACCGAAACUUCACCUUCACCAGGCGAGAAGGAGAUUUUUCCGUGCUUCAAGUAUCGUUCAACCUGCAGCGACACACUGGGUACUUCCUCAUCCAAGUAUACGUGCCGUGCAUCCUCAUCGUAGUCCUCUCCUGGGUAUCAUUCUGGAUACACCGCGAGGCAACGUCGGAUCGCGUGGGCUUGGGAAUUACAACCGUGCUGACCCUGUCCACCAUAAGUCUGGACUCUCGCACUGAUCUGCCCAAGGUGCGAUACGCGACGGCCCUGGAUUGGUUUCUACUCAUGAGCUUCUUCUACUGCAUCGCUACUCUUCUUGAAUUUGCUGGCGUCCAUUACUUUACCAAGGUCGGCUCUGGCGAGAUCGUGAUAGACGACGCGGAAUGGGAAGAGCUAAUCGAGGAGGUGGGGGGCGACGCGUUUGCCGCACGACAACUCGCCGCUCGCCGCCGGAGUUCCGCCAGAUCAGCUGCCAACUACAGUUUCACUCUGCCGCAACAAAGCAACUCUCCAGCGGAAGCCGGCUCUGAGCCCGUAGUCCGACUGACCAUGGAACGCACCACACAGACGGAGUCGCGCGUGCCUCGCUGGCGGCAGCUGCUGUACUGUCUCGCCGGAGACGACCUUUACCGGAGGAAGCGGCAGGUCGAAGCUGAUACGUUCCGAUCUUCCGGUGCGAAGUAGCACGUGUUGUAUUGUAGGUCAUUUCGGUUUGGUAACAAUAGAAUAUUGGUAGCAUCCAGUGAAAGGAAAUAAAAGUGGGUAGAAUCAAGCUGGAGCUAUAUAAACUAAUUACAGGCAUAGAUACACCUCAUGUGAUUGUAUGUGCAGUUUCAUUACAAUCCAACACGUAGUUUUAAAAUGAGAAGGAAACUCCGUUUGUAUGGGAAGGUGAAAUUCGGCUGAGCUUGCUGCGGACUCUUAAAUGGAAUAAUUUACACUAACUGUAGCUUUAAGUACUCGAACAAGACGUUCAAUACAGUCAUAAGAGCCAGCAAAGUCAUUGAAAGUAUCUUUCGUAGAGAGAAAUUAAGGCUCUCAAUUAAUAACAAGACUGGUUGAUCAAACAGGCUCUUUAAUUACCGCGGUGGCAGCUGUGUUGUCUCAAACUUGGCGCCAUGAAUAUUAGAGGAACAAAAUAUAUAAAGCAAAACAAUUAACUUUAUCAUAGCGGAUGCUUAUGUUGACAUUGCCCAAUGAGUUACAUUCCGCUUAGGUCCGCGUUAAUUAAAAAGUGAAAGAGAUUUUCAACGUUUUUAGGGUCCCGUAGUCAACUAGGAACCCUUAUAGUUUCGCCAUGUCCGUCUGUCUGUCUGUGUCUGUCUGUCCGAGGCUUUACUCCGUAAUGGUUAGUGCUAGAAAGCUAUAAAUAAAAUAAAAAUUGUUUAUUUCGGACCAUUAAAAAAAUCCAUAGCGAUAUUAGUAAAAAUCUUAACAGCUAUCUUAUUCUCUAUGUUAAUUAACUACAAACUAAUCCAUACCUUACCACCUCACCAAGAGGCUUUACCCUACUUAUCCCUCCCAAUCACCACACCGACCCAGUAUUUAGUGAGCAGGCAGUAGUCUCUCGGCCAACGUCCUCAGCAUGCUGUUGUUGCUACCGCGCACACGUUUCAGCAGAGAGGCAAUUCGUUUGCGCCUAAUUGCAAAGAAGUCAUCUGCCCUUGCCUCUGCGAACAUGCCAGAGGCACUGCAGUGCUUUGGUCGCUUCAGCAGCAUUCUGAGGAUGUUGUUGUACUGCACACGUAUCGUGUUAUAUGCCUUUUGUGUAAACCUCACCCACAUGCUGCACGUGUAAAACGACUGGCAAUAAGCCUUGAACAGUGUUAUCUUUACUUCCUGUGUACAGCGUGCAAACCUGCGGGCGAGCAUAUUUCCUCGUACUGCCAACG
Molecule: messenger RNA, 4412 nt
Organism: Cydia pomonella (codling moth)
Lineage: Eukaryota; Metazoa; Arthropoda; Insecta; Lepidoptera; Tortricidae
Product: gamma-aminobutyric acid receptor alpha-like
Exons: 11
Coding region: 1657-3204 (515 amino acids)
Biological process (GO): nervous system process; chemical synaptic transmission; signal transduction
Cellular component (GO): synapse; neuron projection; membrane
Molecular function (GO): GABA-A receptor activity; extracellular ligand-gated monoatomic ion channel activity; neurotransmitter receptor activity
Source: RefSeq, a predicted model, not a curated record